UGCAUUAUUCCCUAUCUUCUGUUAUCACUGUCUUCUCCUUUUAGAUUUUGUACUUCUUUUGGAGUUCCAAGCUCCUUCGAUUACCGUAUCAGUAUUGCUGAGUGUUUGCAGAGUAUUCCAAGUUACUGAUUCUAAAUUGAUUUCUUGUUGAAAUUCUUCAGAACUGUUUGGAAUGUGUCCACCACCACCCAUUCCUGCUAAUUUCCUUACUUCUUGCACUGUUUUUUUUUUAUUCCUUUUCAAAAUUCUAUUUCGUAUUUAAUUUCGUUAAAGUAUAUGGUUAGACAAUUGAUUUAUAUAAAAGAUUUUAAUAAGGAUUAAGACUAAACAUGUUAGAACAUAAAUUUUCAUGGAAGGCAAUGAGGAUAGUCAUUGAAAUCUUACAGCAUGAUAAAUGUUUGAAGUCUGUUGCCUGGAAUUAUUUAUGUCUGACUAUCCCGACGGUUAUGUAUGGACGAGCGUAUGUAUUAAACCACUGGAAUGACAUUGGCACACCGAUGCCAGUGAUUAAGCUGAUGAUGGGAUGUUAGCCUUAGGGCUAUCUUAUUUUGGGCAAUAUAAGUACCAGUGAUGGUUGUACCCCACAUCAGUGUCCUUGCAGGUUUAGUACAUACAUACGGGACAUCAUUUAGGAGGUUGUUGAAAUCAUGGCCAAGCACCAUCCUGAUUUGAUUAUGUGCAGGAAGCAGCCAGGGAUUGCGAUUGGACGACUUUGCGAGAAAUGUGAUGGCAAGUGUGUGAUCUGUGAUUCUUACGUGCGUCCUUGUACUCUCGUCCGGGUCUGUGAUGAAUGCAACUACGGCUCAUUUCAAGGUCGUUGUGUCAUAUGUGGAGGAGUAGGAAUUUCGGAUGCUUACUACUGCAAAGAGUGUACACAACAGGAGAAAGAUAGGGAUGGUUGCCCUAAAAUUGUGAAUUUAGGGAGUGCCAAAACUGACCUGUUUUAUGAACGUAAAAAGUAUGGUUUUAAGAAACGAUGAUGACGAUGAUGACGACGACGACGACGCCGGAUUCUUGAUAGGCUUGGAUCUUAUUACUAAGACUGCCUUUUGAGAUUGAUGUAUUUUACUUGGAUGUUAGAUAGGAAAGGGUAUGUCUGCAUUCAUGUGAUGUUGAUGCAUGAUAUGAAUAACCGUUGUGUAUGCAUUUAACCUUUUUAUAAUAACGACUAGCUCUAUUAUUAAGGUCCAUGAUCAUGGACUGUUAUGAGAAAAUGUAAAGAAAAUGCACCUAGGUCAUUGUAAAGAAAUCGAGCACGUGGAAUUUCCUACU
Neltuma alba is the source of this 1272-nucleotide messenger RNA. Its product is annotated as PHD finger-like domain-containing protein 5B. The transcript has 2 exons. Gene Ontology annotation, biological process: mRNA splicing, via spliceosome. The record is from RefSeq and is a predicted model, not a curated record. NCBI's taxonomy places the organism in Eukaryota, Viridiplantae, Streptophyta, Magnoliopsida, Fabales, Fabaceae. The coding region runs from base 648 to 980 and encodes 110 amino acids.